This is a messenger RNA of Mitosporidium daphniae, 936 nucleotides long. RefSeq lists its product as uncharacterized. Gene Ontology annotation, biological process: DNA catabolic process. Gene Ontology annotation, molecular function: endonuclease activity; nucleic acid binding. The transcript is spliced from 2 exons. The record is from RefSeq and is a predicted model, not a curated record. NCBI's taxonomy places the organism in Eukaryota, Fungi, Microsporidia. Bases 1 to 936 code for a protein of 311 amino acids.
AUGACGUCCGUGCUUUUCUUUCAGCAAGCCGGCGCAUAUGGCCCCACAGGACAUUGUCUUGUCGCAAUCUUGGGAUAUUCGUGGUCCUCGGAGUAUUCAAAGUCUGUUUUGGAUACCUUUUUUCCGACGGCAACUGCCCUUUGUGCUGCUGCUAACUGGCCAGAUUCAAUUAAAGGAAAUCCGCUUUACAAACAAACCAUUCGCGAACACUAUAUGUCAGAUUGGGAGAGUCCAGAGCCUUUCUCUUUUCACGAUAACCAAAGAUGUCCACAAAUCCCAUUUGAUGCAAAAUCCUGCCCCAACGAUCAUUGCAUCAUUCGAGCUAUGCACAAAUAUUGCACAAAGCUUUAUUAUCAAUUUGAGACGAUCUUACCACACAUUGAGAUGAGUCUUUUCAAUGGGAAAGAAAAGCGGCAGCAGUUGGACCACUCUUCCUCAAAGGAGUUUAAAGAAUCUCUAAUGUUUAUCAUCCAUUUGCUUGGAGACGCUCAUCAGCCUCUUCAUCUCUGUGGGAAAGAGAGAGGUGGAAAUGAAAGGAUCGUUUCGUAUAACGGGAAAACGAUCGAUCUUCAUUCGAUGUGGGAUACUCAUCUUCUUUCUAGCAAAAUCGAGCAACACCAUCAAGGGUCCUACGAGCAAUAUCUCCUGGCGCUGCUAGCUCAGGAAACCGCCUCAAAAUAUGCCAGCAAUAAGCAUGGGAAACAGCAAACACAACAACAUGCAAUCUUAUCCCUAGAAUGGUUUGUGCAGUGGACCUCCAUGGUUCAUUGCAAUUAUGCGCCUGUCAUUUGGAAUGAUGUUUUGAGCAGAAAGGUGUUCGAAAUCGCCCAUUCUGAGUAUGAAAAAAAUGCUUUCAACGUCAUGGAUGAUUUAUUAAUUGCAGCGGGGCAUACGUUGGCACAAGUGCUUGAUGAAAUUUUUAGCUUGAAAAAUUAA